AUGGACGGUCCGACAAAUACAUCGAACGGUAUCCCUACCAGUCUUACUUUUCUAACGGGUGAAGAAUAUGAGGCUGUUCGCCGAGAACGCAUUGAACGUAACCGAGCCUUAAUGACUCAACUAGGAUUAGUCGGGACUGAUUCCCUGUUCUUAGGGAGUUCCCCUGGAAACAAGCUAACCAUACCAGUUAAUAAAACUCGCCAAACUCGAGAAACUAGCGGAAGAAACAGUAAUAAAACUGAUAUGGCAUUUCGCAGUAGGCUAAGGAGCUCGGGGAAGAUAGACCUUUUGAAAGAGAAUUCCUUAUUGAACAAGAAUAAUGUUGAUCAUGGUGAAAAGAAACGUUAUCAUAGAAGCAAGACUCAUAAAAAAUGGGUUUCAUUCCGAUGUGCGAAUCCUGGGCGCCGUGUUAUCGGAGGACGCGUUUAUGAUUCUGAACUCGGCACGACAUGCCAUCAAUGUCGUCAGAAGACCACCGAGGAAAAGGUUUCAUGUACUUAUGUAUUAUCUGAUGGAAGUUUAUGUCCUGUGAUGUUCGAUGAGCGAUGUCUUAUGGGAAGAAAAGGUCUCUGCCCGACCGGCAUACUGAAGCCAGUGGCGUUGAAAAAAGGUUUUGACAGUGUUAUGGAUUUUCUUUCUAGUAUGACCCAUUUUCCUACAGAGAAGCUUGCAACUCGGCUAUCGACUAAGAAUAUGACCAAAAUAUGUGAUGAGAGCAAUAGUGCUAUGGUCAAUGUCAUACAUCGAGAACAUGUCGGUCCAGAGGUAACAGACGCAAAAGUGGAAAACCCAUUAGUUGAAAAUAAGCACAAUCUCAGAGAUUAUUCGGACUUCACCGAAUAUGAAGAUGAGGAAGAGAUGGUAACGACAAGGAAGUCGAGCAAACGAUAUAAUGGACGAAGGAAGGAUAAUGAAGACAGGUGUGAAUCAGACAAAGGGAAACGAACGCUAUAUAACGAAAAU
Paraglomus occultum is the source of this 963-nucleotide messenger RNA. The record is from the annotation of a GenBank genome assembly. NCBI's taxonomy places the organism in Eukaryota, Fungi, Glomeromycota, Glomeromycetes, Paraglomerales, Paraglomeraceae.